AUGCGGGGGAUCGCAGCCCGCAAGCCGACGGCGGGUGCACGAAGCAGCGAGCUGUCAGCCGCUCGUGUUCACGUUCGGAAACAAAACCGCGUGGUGACGCUGCCGGUCCUUCAGGUGCAGCACCGGCCCACCAGCAUCGAGUGGGAUGGCUGUGAUCCCCACAAGCUCUACACUCUGGUGCUCACCGACCCCGACGCGCCCAGUAGGAAGGAUCCGAAGUUCAGAGAAUGGCAUCACUUCCUGGUGACCAACAUGAAAGGUAACGAUGUGGAGAGUGGGACCGUGCUGUCAGACUACGUGGGCUCGGGGCCCCCUAAAGGAACAGGGCUGCACCGCUACGUGUGGCUGGUGUACGAGCAGCCGAAGCAGCUGGCCUGCAAUGAGCCCAUCCUGUCCAAUCGCUCCGGCGACAAGCGAGGGAAGUUCAAGGUAGCAGCUUUCCGCAGCAAGUAUGAGCUGGGGGUGCCGGUGGCUGGCACGUGCUACCAGGCAGAGUGGGAUGACUACGUACCGAAACUCUAUGAGCAGCUCUCUGGGAAGUAGGGAGAAGGGACCUGACCACGCACUGUGCUGCAUUCUCCGUUCCCUUGGAGACCAGUCUUGUCUAAGCAUUUCUCUGUAGUUUUGUUUGCCUGGUGAGCUGAGAACCCAGCUGCUCCUGCACUGACAACGUGAGCUGUAAUUUGAACCAUAACCCCAUCGAUCUCUGUGAAGUGAAUCUGCUUUGGUGUCAGAGCGGUCUGGCUGUGCAUUGUGCUUCAGCUGGCUCCUGUAGGUACAGGCCACAGCUAAAUAGGCUUCUGAAAAGCUGACGCUGUGAGAGCUGCCCCCAAGGCCGACCUGCUCAAGGGAAAUCUAAGCCUUUGUGACUCGGUGCCGCUUCAGAGUGUCUCUACUGUGUUAAAACAGUGUUAUGCAGCAGCAGUGUGGGUACAGAACCACUUCUGGCUGCAAAGCCUUCCCUUUCCAGGAGGGGAGAAGGCAGCAGUCUAUAAGGGAAACUGCAUUUUUUUCUCUCCUGCAAGUAUUUGGCCGGUGCCUCCACUAAUGUGAACCACUAAUUAGUAGAAUGAGGUAGGGACUCUGGUUUAUAGCACUACUUUCUGAUCUCUGUUUCCACUCAAAGCUGAGAGGCUUUGCUUUGCUCAACUUCUGUUGUGACCUGGUGUUUGCUCACAGUGCAAUUAAACACUUUGCAAGGUGGA
This is a messenger RNA of Meleagris gallopavo (turkey), 1205 nucleotides long. NCBI's taxonomy places the organism in Eukaryota, Metazoa, Chordata, Aves, Galliformes, Phasianidae. The record is from RefSeq and is a predicted model, not a curated record.